This is a messenger RNA of Anneissia japonica, 825 nucleotides long. RefSeq lists its product as uncharacterized. Gene Ontology annotation, cellular component: cytoplasm; nucleus. Gene Ontology annotation, biological process: hippo signaling; positive regulation of protein phosphorylation. NCBI's taxonomy places the organism in Eukaryota, Metazoa, Echinodermata, Crinoidea, Comatulida, Comatulidae. The record is from RefSeq and is a predicted model, not a curated record. Gene Ontology annotation, molecular function: protein kinase activator activity. The transcript has 2 exons. Bases 1 to 825 code for a protein of 274 amino acids.
AUGCACUCCCGAAAAUCAAUAUUGUUUGGUAACGAUUCAACAUGGACCAAGAAAAACUCGGAUGACAUGUUUGACGUUACAAUGAGAAGCUUUGACGGGGCCGAAAUAUGCCAACUUGUCAGAUCCUUCGUCCUCUCCUCCCUCAUCCCAAUACUCGGCAAAACCAAAGUCAGUCUCUACCGAGAUGAUGGCCUCGCCGUCAUGAACAGUUCAUCACCAAGACAAUGCGAUAAAAUGAGGAAAAAUAUUAUAUCUAUCUUCCACGCGUUCGACCUCCGCAUCACCAUACAGGCAAACAUCCACACCACCAACUUCCUCGAUGUCACACUCAGCCUACAAAAUGGGUCCUUCAAGCCUUACAGCAAACCAAACAACCAGCUACUCUACAUCAACAGCAAAUCCAACCAUCCCCCAUUUAUCCUGAAACAAAUUCCCGCAUCUAUUAACAGACGCAUAUCCAAUAUAUCUGAUUCCAGUGAAUCAUUCCAUCAGGCCGCCCCUGACUACGAACAAGCUCUACAAAACAGCGGAUUCCAGCACAAAAUGGAAUACCAGACUCCACAACCAAAAUCUUCAAAGAAAAAUAGAAGAGUGCCUUUUCCGAAGAAUUUUCUGACGAUUGCAAAAACAAUACUUAAACGGCUUUUCCGAGUGUAUGCGCACAUCUACCAUCAGCAUUUCCAAGAAGUUGUAAGGCUUGGUGAGGAGGCUCAUCUAAACACAUCUUUUAAACACUUCAUCUUCUUUGUUCAAGAAUUCAAUCUAAUCGAUCGAAAAGAACUUGCACCCUUACAAGAACUUAUCGAGAGGUUGUCAGGGAAGUAA